Molecule: messenger RNA, 1247 nt
Organism: Solanum pennellii
Lineage: Eukaryota; Viridiplantae; Streptophyta; Magnoliopsida; Solanales; Solanaceae
Product: peptidyl-prolyl cis-trans isomerase CYP26-2, chloroplastic
Exons: 2
Coding region: 134-1087 (317 amino acids)
Biological process (GO): protein peptidyl-prolyl isomerization
Cellular component (GO): chloroplast
Molecular function (GO): peptidyl-prolyl cis-trans isomerase activity
Source: RefSeq, a predicted model, not a curated record
AUUAGAUAUUAGGGGAUUUGGCUUCUGCUGUUUCUAUCCACAUAAUCAAACUUUAGAAAAACAGACUUCUUCCACCUAUUUGAAAUGUUGAGAAACAAUUAGAGAGGCAGAAAGGGGCUAAAAUCAGUAAAUUAUGCAGUCUUCAGCUCAAUUUCUUCAGCCUCCAGCAACCCCUCUUCCUCCUAAACAAAUCCAAAGCACAACUAUAAGCAAAUGUAUCAAAUUUUCGCGUAGAGAACUUGCCAUUAGCACCAGUUCAUCUGUGCUUCUACUAUUAGGAUCCCAAGCUAUUGAGCCAUUGAAUCUAUCAAGGGCAAGAGCAGAUGAACUUCCUCCCGGUAACACCGAUAAAACAGAACCAGAGCAAGAGCCUUCAAGAAAAAUGGAAUAUUGUUCAAAUCAGAAUGUAACAAAGAAGGCAUUUCUUGAAGUAUCAGUUGAUGGGGAACCUAUAGGAAGGAUUGUUAUCGGGUUAUAUGGUGAUAGUGCCCCAUUUGGGUCAUCAAGGUUCAGUAAUCUUGUUAGUGGAGCAGCAGGGGUAAGUUAUGGAAGAAAAGAUUUUGUGAGGAUAAUGCCAAAUUAUGUACAACAUGGUGGAUUGAGAUCAUAUGGAGUGGAUGCUGAACUUGCCAAGAAUACUGGAAGAACAAUGGCAAUCGAUAACCUCGUAGAUGAAUGGGAGAAACAGAGUGAAAUGUGCCAGGGUACAAAGAAUGUAGCAACAAGUGUUAGCCUUAUUGUAAGAGACCCUUCAAAACCACCUCCAAAGAUGAAGCUGGUUGCACGAGGAGGGAAGCUCGAAAUCGAUCAAGAAGAAGUAGGAAAAGAUGUGAAUGGAACAGAGUUUACAAUUGCCCUUAAAGACUCACCUGAGUUAGAUACAUCUGCUUUAGUCAUUGGGAGUGUCUUGGAGGGGAUGGAUGUUGUUGAGAAACUUGGCCAAGUCAAAACUGUGAAAGAGAAUACAAGUUCUCCUUAUUUCAGGGCGGCCAAGUUGAUAGGAGAUAAAAGAGCUGUAGUUGCAGAGAGAGGCUUCAACAGACCUUACUCAAAGGUGAAAAUAACAAACUGUGGCUUGAUGGAAUGAUCAAAGAUCCUGUUGAGUGUUGAGAGAUUUUUGUCCUUCCAUUUCUGCUAAGAGGAAGAACUGCUCAAACAAAAGUGUACAAAAUAAAUUCCUCGUGAAAUUUUUACCUCUCUUCAGAAAGCUUACAACAAUGGUAAUAAUGGGGUCUUCCCCUUGUUUA